GAUUUUCUCUUGUACAGACGACAAUAACAAUCCCGAGUUGCAGCUUGCCCUAAAUGUGUAGUCGCGACAGAUAUAUAUAUAUCCAUCGUGAUCAACUCGGCUUGUCACCAACAGUCCAGUCGAUUAUGAAAAAACCCCCAGCUAAAAAAGAAGGAAACAGCCAGACACACUUUGAUGUUUUUAUUGGGUUUCCGGCGACGUCGUGCGAAUUGCGCACACACAAUAACAACAGGGCACGACAAUCAAUUCGACUUUGGUGCUCCUAACGAACCUUUCACGCCUUUUCCUAUUCUUACAUGUCGUCUGAAAAAUAUUUCGUUCAUACAGUCCCGCUAUAUAUCUUUAUUCCCUCCUCCUCUGGCCGUAUCAAAUGUCUGGAACCGUAAGGUGCGCACUGGUUGGACGGGCAUCUUUUGUCGAAUGCUGUGUGUAGAGCUGAUUCUCUCUAUAGACCAGCAACAUGCCCUUCAGCAGUGUGUUUUCAUUUAUCUCCUCGUUCAAGUUGUUCCGUUUCUAAGUGGUCGCUCCCGUUUGCCGGAAAUGUUGAAAAUCGAGACGAGCCUUUGGCCGCUGAUUGUUUGGAUGAGGAUCGUCGGCUUCCACAUGGGUCCCAGCCGGAAGAAAGAAUCGGCAUCUCCCAAUCGUCAUCGCUAUUCCGUCUGUCUGCUAAUGACAGGAUCGAUGAUGCUCCUGUCGACCGUUGCUCUCCACUGUACCUCGUUCGUUCGCAGUUUCCUCAAGUUCAGGGCCAACGGGAUGGCCCAGCACAACGGCACGACAGCCAAUUUGACGACGGCCAAUCGGCUCAACGUCGGCAUCGAGCACCUGAAUUACACCUGCGUCCUCAUCGGCGUCCACACGACCUUCUUCUUUGUUUCUCUCACGUCCAACUGGACGGGACUGUGGGAUUCACUGCAGCUGAUCGAGGCCAAUCUCAAAUUCAAUUCCACAUUUUAUCGCAAGUGCCAAAAGUGUGUCGUCAUCGGAUUUGCCAUUUUAUUCGUCGAUUUCGCCAGCCAGUUGUUUAUUUCGAUCCAUUCAUUUUACUGGGACAUGGGAUGGAUGAGUCCGUUGGCCAUCGUCCUGGCCAACAUCUCCCGGACGACCAUUUCCAGCGUGUUUCUGCUCUUUUUUGUUCUGGCCAGGGUCAUCACGCUCGUCUUCCAGGGACUGAACGAGCAAAUCAUUCACCUGGACGAGGUGGAACAGGUGCCGCAGUGCUACUCCGUCAGCCGGAUCUUGAACGUCCGCCUAGAGAAAUGGCGUAGGAAUCACGCUUUAGCCUGCGAACUGGUCGAGAUGGUCAACAAAUGUUUCGGCUUCGUCAUGCUCAUCACGUUGGUCAACGUUUUCGUCAGUUUCGUGACGACUUCGUUCGAAAUCGUCCGAUCCAUGGAAGACGAUGAGACGUUGCCAUUUCUGCUGGUCUUCAUCUUCGUCAAAAAGUCGAUCCUGCUCACCAUCAUGUUUUACGAGCCCUAUCGAUUGCAGGCCGAGACCGGACGGACGGCGUCGUCGCUCAGGAGGCUGCACCCGUUCACCGCCGAUCUUUUCACGCAAAUCAAAGUGAAUACGGUCGUGAUGGAAGUCACUCACGCCUGUCCCAAAAUCACGGCCAUCGAGUUUUUCGACGUGAAUCUCAAACUGUUACCAACGUUAAUUGGCAGUACCCUGACGUAUGUGGCCAUUCUACAUCAAGUGGCUUCGCAUUCCAAAUAGAAAAUCAUUCCACACAUUUUUCAAUCAAUUCAAUACAUAUUUUGCGUUAUACCUAAUCUA
Messenger RNA from Daphnia pulex (common water flea), 1779 nucleotides. RefSeq lists its product as uncharacterized. Gene Ontology annotation, cellular component: axon; neuronal cell body; membrane. Bases 175 to 1719 code for a protein of 514 amino acids. NCBI's taxonomy places the organism in Eukaryota, Metazoa, Arthropoda, Branchiopoda, Diplostraca, Daphniidae. The record is from RefSeq and is a predicted model, not a curated record. The transcript is spliced from 5 exons. Gene Ontology annotation, biological process: sensory perception of taste.